Messenger RNA from Coturnix japonica (Japanese quail), 5273 nucleotides. It is a transcript of the gene AP3D1, whose product is annotated as adaptor related protein complex 3 subunit delta 1. Gene Ontology annotation, biological process: anterograde synaptic vesicle transport; synaptic vesicle membrane organization; protein targeting to vacuole. Lineage: Eukaryota; Metazoa; Chordata; Aves; Galliformes; Phasianidae. The record is from RefSeq and is a predicted model, not a curated record. Gene Ontology annotation, cellular component: membrane coat; endosome membrane; presynaptic endosome.
ACCGGCCGCCAUUUUGUCGGCGCCCUGAGGCCGAGCGCUGCUCGCUGCCCGACCCGGGGCCGCCCCCCGGCCUACACCGCCCCCCUCACCCCCACAGCCCCACACCGGGAUGUGAGCGGCCCGGCCCGCUGCUCUCACCCGGCUGUAGCUCUAGUUGGAGCCGAAGGCGGCUCAUCCCGCUGGGUGCGGCCCAUCCGUGUCCGGUACAGGCCCCUCGGGCCGGCCCCAGCAGCACCAUGGCGUUGAAGAUGGUGAAGGGCAGCAUCGACCGAAUGUUCGAUAAGAACCUGCAGGAUUUGGUGAGGGGGAUCCGCAACCACAAGGAGGACGAGGCAAAAUACAUCUCCCAGUGCAUCGAUGAGAUCAAGCAGGAGCUGAAGCAGGAUAACAUUGCGGUGAAAGCAAACGCCGUCUGCAAGCUGACAUAUUUACAGAUGCUGGGCUAUGACAUCAGCUGGGCUGCUUUCAACAUUAUCGAAGUCAUGAGCGCAUCCAAGUUUACAUUCAAAAGGAUUGGAUACCUGGCUGCCUCUCAGUGCUUUCACGAAGGGACUGAUGUCAUUAUGUUGACUACCAAUCAAAUCCGCAAGGAUCUGAGUAGCCCUAACCAAUAUGAUACAGGAGUUGCACUGACUGGCUUGUCCUGUUUUGUUACUCCAGAUCUUGCCAGGGACUUGGCAAAUGACAUCAUGACCUUGAUGUCUCACACGAAGCCUUAUAUCAGGAAGAAGGCAGUGUUAAUCAUGUACAAAGUGUUUUUGAAAUACCCGGAGUCCCUCCGUCCUGCGUUUCCUCGCCUUAAAGAGAAACUUGAAGACCCAGAUCCUGGUGUGCAAUCUGCUGCAGUGAAUGUUAUUUGUGAGCUGGCUCGACGCAAUCCCAAGAACUACCUUUCCCUCGCUCCACUGUUCUUCAAGUUGAUGACGUCCUCGACCAAUAAUUGGGUUCUCAUUAAGAUUAUCAAACUGUUUGGUGCUCUUACUCCACUGGAACCCAGACUGGGGAAGAAACUGAUUGAGCCUCUGACCAACCUCAUACACAGCACCUCAGCCAUGUCUCUCUUAUACGAAUGUGUGAACACAGUAAUAGCAGUUCUGAUCUCUCUGUCCUCUGGGAUGCCCAACCACAGCGCCAGCAUCCAGCUUUGUGUACAGAAGUUAAGAAUAUUGAUCGAGGACUCUGACCAGAACUUGAAAUACCUGGGAUUGCUCGCCAUGUCCAAAAUCCUCAAAACACAUCCCAAGUCGGUUCAGUCUCACAAGGAUCUCAUUCUCCAGUGUCUGGAUGACAAAGAUGAGUCCAUCCGACUCAGAGCUUUGGACCUCCUCUAUGGCAUGGUAUCGAAGAAGAACUUGAUGGAGAUAGUGAAGAAACUGAUGAUCCACGUGGAUAAAGCAGAAGGGACGACGUAUCGGGAUGAGCUGCUGACUAAAAUCAUAGACAUCUGCAGUCAGUCCAAUUACCAAUACAUCACCAACUUUGAGUGGUACAUCAGCAUCCUGGUGGAACUGACACGGUUGGAAGGCACGCGGCACGGGCACCUCAUCGCAGCCCAGAUGUUGGAUGUGGCCAUCAGGGUGAAAGCCAUCCGUAAGUUUGCGGUCUCUCAGAUGGCAAUGCUGCUGGACAACGCUCAUCUCAUCGCCAGCAACACCCAGAGGAACGGGAUCUGCGAGGUGCUCUAUGCUGCUGCCUGGAUCUGUGGGGAGUUCUCUGAGCACCUGGAAGAAGCAAAUCAAACAUUGGAAGCGAUGCUGAGGCCUAAAGUUACUACUCUCCCAGGCCACAUCCAGGCAGUCUACGUGCAGAACAUGGUGAAGCUCUAUGCAUCCAUCCUGCAGCAGAAGGAGCAGGCGGGGGACAAGGAGGCAGCUCAGGAGAUCACCCAGCUGAUGAUCGAGCGUCUGCCUCAGUUUGUGCAGAGCGCGGAUCUGGAAGUUCAGGAGAGGGCUUCUUGUAUCCUGCAACUAAUAAAGUAUAUCCAGAAGCUACAAGCGAAAGAAGUGCCUGUAGCUGAGGAAGUGAUAGCCCUGUUUGCUGGUGAGCUGAACCCUGUGGCUCCAAAGGCCCAGAAGAAAGUCCCAGUUCCAGAGGGCCUGGACCUGGAUGCGUGGAUCAACGAACCUCCAUCAGACAGCGAGUCCGAAGAUGAAAAGCCCAAAACAAUCUUUCACGAUGAGGAGCAAAGGCAUUCCAAGCCCAGACAUCCAGAAAUGGAUGAAGAAGAACUGGCCAGGCGUCGAGAAGCCCGGAAACAAGAACAGGCAAACAACCCCUUUUAUAUUAAAAGCUCUCCUUCCCCACAGAAGCGUUACCAGGACACUCCAGGUGUGGAACACAUCCCUGUGGUCCAGAUCGACCUUUCUGUCCCCUUGAAAGUCCCAGGAAUGCCGAUGUCUGACCAGUACGUGAAACUGGAAGAAGAGCGGAGACACAAACAGAAACUGGAGAAGGACAAGAAAAAGAAGAAACAGAAAAAGGAAAAGAGAGGGAAACAUCACCGCCACAACUCACUGCACACAGAGAGCGAGGAGGACAUCGCUCCAGCCCAUCGUGUGGACAUCAUCACAGAGGAGAUGCCUGAGAACGCGUUGCCCAGUGAUGAGGAUGACAAGGAUCCCAAUGAUCCGUACAAGGCACUCGAUAUCGAUCUGGAUAAACCCUUGGCUGACAGUGAGAAACUGCCAGUGCAGAGACACAGGAAUGCUGAGGCCCCGAAGACACCAGACUCAGAAGUUCCACCCGUAGAGAAAAAAAGCAAGAAACCCAAAAAGAAGGAAAAGAAACACAAAGAAAAAGAGAAAGACAAAGGGAAGAAGAAGGAGAAAGAGAAAAAGGUAGUAGAGGAAGAAGAAGAGAAGAAGGAGGAAGACUUGGAUUUCUGGCUCUCCACGGCUCCACCGCCUGGUUCUGCUGCCCAGCCACAGAGCGGGCCCCAAGCGAGUGCUGCUGUUGUGUCUGAGCCUGAAGGGGUAAAAAAGGAAGAAAGGGAAGAGCAGCAGGAAGAAGAAGAGGAGGAUGAAGGGAAGAAAUCUUCCAAGCAUAAGAAGAAAAAGCACAAGAAAGAGAAAGAGGAGAAAUCAAAGGAUAAAAAGAAAUCCAAAAAGAAACAUCACCACAGCGAGGAGGAGAUGGCAGAGUCUGUGCAGAACGGAACGCUGGAUGAUGAGCCACUACCACCCAUGUCCAGCUACCGCCUCCUGGCUGAAAACCCCUACAUUAAAACGACCUACGACAUCCAAGGAAACCUGCAGAACGACAGCCAAGUGACCGUCUCUGUUAUCUUUGAGAACAAAAGCACGAGCUUCCUUAAGAGCAUGGAACUCAAUGUCCUGGACUCUCUCAACACUAAGAUGCUCCGACCAGAAGGAUCAUCAGUGCACGAUGGGAUUCCUGUGCCCUUCCAGCUGCCCCCUGGAGUCUCUAACGAAGCCCAGUUUGUGUUUACACUUCAGAGUAUUGUUAUGGCUCAGAAGUUAAAAGGAACGCUGGCCUUUAUAGUCAAAAACGAUGAAGGUUCAACCCAUGAAAAACUAGAUUUCAAAUUGCACUUCAGUUGCGCUUCAUACUUGAUCACGACGCCUUGCUAUAGUGAUGCUUUUGCCAAGCUCCUGGAAUCCGGAGAUCUGCACAUGAGUUCUAUUAAAGUAGAUGGAAUUAACGUUUCUUUCCAACAUCUCCUGGCAAAGAUUUGUUUUCAUCAUCAUUUUUCAGUUGUGGAACGUGUUGAUUCCUGUGCAUCCAUGUACAGCCGUUCGAUCCAAGGCCAUCACGUCUGCCUGCUGGUGAAAAAGGGAGAGAACUCUGUCUCCAUAGACGGGAAAUGCAGCGAUCCCACCCUGCUCAGCAACCUGUUGGACGAGAUGAAAGAGACAUUGUCCAAGUGCUGAACGUUCACACAGACCCCCCCGACCACCAGAAGCACCUCCUGUGUGACGACAGACAGACAGACAGACCCCCCCACGUGUUAAGGUUCCUCCCUGGUUCGCAUGUACUACCCCGGGGCUCGUGCUUUCCACUUCCCUCCUCCAUCGUUUGCGGUUCAGACAUUGAAGGCUGUGUUGUUACCUUUUUUUGUUUGGAGACUUUGUACAAACCAUGGUGUUAACCCUUUAUAGCCCAAAGAGAUCUGGGGGGGGGGGGGGGGGGGUUGCUAUUUAUUCAGCAGCUCACGGUGAUGCUGUGGCCGUUCCCAGCUGCAGUGAUGUGUUUGUCCGGCAGAGGCCGAUGCUGGACCCGACGGCCUCUUUUUGGUUGUUUUUUCCCCCUAAAUGUGAUUAUGAUGAUUAUUAUUAUCAGCUCACAAACCCCCUGAGCUGCGUGAGAAGGGGCUGUUGGUGGGACCCUGUUGGUAGUCGUUGCCGUGAGCCUUAACCUUGUGCUGGGGGUGGGGUUGGGGUGCUGCUGCUGUCUGCCCCCCCCCCCGCUGCCCCUGCUGAUGUUUCCGAGUCCGUUUCAAUUUCAUUCACAUUCCUGAUGGGAACUGGAAACCCAACGGGGCUGUUUUGCUGCUUGUAGUUCACCAUCAUCCCUCCCCGUUGUGUGGCUGCAGCUCCUCAGAGCAGCACUGCUGUGCUGGGGGAGGUGAGGAGCUCUAGUGGGGGGGUGUGGGAUCGAACCCCUUCUGCAUUAAAUCCUAUGGCCUGGGCAGGGCUGUUUCCUGUCCCUUACAGCCGUGUUUAACUGAUAUCCCCCACAGUAUCGUGCUUUUACUUUAACCCAGUUCCUGCAGUUGCUGCUCCACACGCAGCAAACAGAACGGUUCUGCUUUGAGUUGUGGGCUCAAACCCCCCCAUCACCCCCCAUCCCUCCCAGGGGCAGAGCUGAGCUGAGCUGGGGGCUGAGCACGGAGCAUCGCCUCCUCCCGGGGCUGACCUUGUGUUGGAUGCUGCCUCCUCCACUCUCCUCCCAGUCGUGGUUUGUGGCCGGGCUGUGUCUGUGCUGCAGGGGCAGCUCCGGGGCUGGCUCAGCCCAUUAUUGCAGGCUCAGCCCAUCAUUGCAGGCUGAGCUGAUCCCAUGUUCUCCUCACUCGGUGUCAGUUUGUUUUUUAUACCCAUGGAUGAAAGCCGUCACUUUAGCAUGUAGAGCCUCCGAUUACAGAACCCCCCGUGCGGUGAUUGCAGACCUUUGAAACCCGUAUGAUGUUGUUCCAUCCAUCACUUUAUUUGCUGUAUCGACAUUCCCUGGGGAAACAAAAAAGAACAAGAGAACGUUCCCACAAGCUGCUGUCAUUGGUUUCGUGUCCAGAUGAUCCAAUAAACUUUCAAAACCAA